UACCCACCGACACUUGGCGAUCUACCUUCAUCGAUCACAUCACUCGAGUUCUUGCAUCAUUUCGACCAUCCGCUGGGCGUGGAUGUGCUGCCGUCGUCACUCCAGACGCUACACUUUGGACACAACUACAAUCAACCAUUCGUACCUGGAGUGCUUCCACAAUCACUCAAGUCAUUAUACUUUGCAAAGGGAAAAUUCGAUCAAUCAUUUGGACUGGAUGUGCUUCCACCUCAGCUUACAUCACUCUCAAUAAUGUCCACUUACUACCACCGAGAAUUCAUUCCUGGAUCAUUGCCCAACAGCCUGGUCACUCUUCAGUUUGGAGAACAUUAUAGCAGGGUUAAUUUAGAUGUGCUCCCAACAUCCCUGACUUCUCUGACAUACGAGGAUUUUUAUACAAAUCGUCCACGUGUCUCGUGGCCACCUACACUCAAAACAAUGGUCGUUGGCGAUCUGUGGCAUACUCACUCUUCUCGCGUGCCGAUACCCAUUCCAUCAAGUGUUACAUCAUUGUCAAUUCAACUCGAACGCCAGGACCAACUUAUAUUACUGUCGCCAGCCUUGACCCAUCUCGACCUUGGACACACUUACAACAGUCCGAUCACACAUGGAUCAUUACCUUCAUCACUUGUCCAUCUCACGAUUGGAAAUGCAUUCAAUCAAGUGUUGCCAGUUGGAGUGCUACCGGCUACACUGGCCGACCUAUCACUUGGCGAUAAAUUCAACCAGGCUUUGCCGACUGGAGUGUUACCAUCAUCACUCACAUCUCUCAGCCUGGGACGUGAUUACAAACAAGGAGUGAAACAACUAUCAUUACCAGGAACACUACGAACUCUGUCAGUGGACUCGCGGGGCCAGACCAAGUACGUCACAUCAACAACUUCAUCAUUCAAGUCUGACCUCGAUUUGUUGGAGGUGAGGACUGGAUUCUUUUGGACAAACAUGGCCACAAAGAACAAGGCCAUUCCAAUCAAGUUGUUGCGAAUCAAACAGUAUGAGAGAGCAAGUGCGACCAGCCAAGCCCAUAUCAUCGGACCAAUGGUUGUGUCAUUCCCCAAUGUACAUACGUUCGAUGUCACCUUUUAUAAUCAUUAUAGACCCAGCAUUGAAGAGCGUAUUUUCCACCACGCUCCAAAGAUCUCUCCUAGCAGCGUAUUAUACCGAAUCCAAGUACGCCGUAUCUACCAAAAACUUGCCAUUUGCCUAAAACACAACCAAAGUUAUUAUAUCGAUGUUCCUAAAUCUUGUAUGAAAAUACUAGACUUGUCUCGAUACGAUGGUAGUCGUCCUAGUCCUUCUGUCAAGUCUCAUUCUACAUUACCCGAGCCAGUCAAUCAAACACCAGAGGAUGAAGUUAACAAUCAAUCAUUAAUU
Molecule: messenger RNA, 1374 nt
Organism: Acytostelium subglobosum LB1
Lineage: Eukaryota; Evosea; Eumycetozoa; Acytosteliales; Acytosteliaceae
Exons: 2
Source: RefSeq, a predicted model, not a curated record